This is a messenger RNA of Lodderomyces elongisporus, 594 nucleotides long. RefSeq lists its product as uncharacterized. The record is from RefSeq and is a predicted model, not a curated record. The transcript has a single exon. Lineage: Eukaryota; Fungi; Ascomycota; Pichiomycetes; Serinales; Debaryomycetaceae. Gene Ontology annotation, cellular component: mitochondrial inner membrane; mitochondrion. Gene Ontology annotation, biological process: mitochondrial respiratory chain complex IV assembly. Bases 1 to 594 code for a protein of 197 amino acids.
AUGGGUUGGUUUGGAGGUGGAAGUUCAAACUCGCAGCAAGCACCGCCUGCAAAAGUGUCGAUUGUAUCAGAAUAUAAGGAGGAGCCGAAACCUCAUCAGCAGUAUCUUGAAGAUCUACCACCAAAAUUUGCCGAUGAUGAUGAUGAUAAUCUUCUGCAGUCUUCACAAUCACAGUCUCAGACACAAGUACAGCCACAACCACUCUCGCCAUCACAGCAACGUCAAGCUACAUUAUCCGAUGCAGCCAAAAUGAUCAAGCUUUCGGAUUUCACGUUUGACCGGUUUGUCCAAAUGCCAUGUUUUCGAGAGGCGAUGAUUACGGGGUUUCAAGCGAUGGGGGUUUUGGGUGUGAUUACGUUCUUAGUGCAUCGCAAUUUUAAGAAAUCGAUGAAUUGGUCUGUUGGUGGUUUUUUUUUGGGGAACCUAGUUGGUUGGGAGCAGUGUAGGUCUCUUAGAAGAAGAUCAUUUGAGAUGGUUGAAAAGGCAAAGAGAGAAAAGGAGGAGAGGCACAGGAAAAAGUUGGAAGAGUUAAGAGAGAGCCAGCUGGAUAUGGAUGAUGUAAAAAGAUUUGAGGAGUUUAACAAUAGAAGGUGA